Centropristis striata (black sea bass) is the source of this 4978-nucleotide messenger RNA. Its product is annotated as UPF0606 protein KIAA1549. The record is from RefSeq and is a predicted model, not a curated record. Lineage: Eukaryota; Metazoa; Chordata; Actinopteri; Perciformes; Serranidae.
UUUACGUGUUCUCCUGAGAACCGUAACGUUCUGUCUAAAGGUUCUCUCUGUCCCCAGGUCCUCCUGACGGGCCCUGGGCUCUGUGUUGUGGGAUCAGACCGCCGGCCCUCUGAGGAUGAUGGACCCUGUGACCCCGCCGGGCUGCAGAACCAGCACCAGAACUAGGACUGGAACCAGAACCAGCACCGGGACCAGGAUGGACCCCAGAACCGCGGCGUGCAGACGGACUCUCGGUGGGAUCCUGCUGGUGGCGGGAAUGCUGGUUUCCAUGGUGACAUCGAGCUCACCUGCAGCAGGUGUGCUGGACUUGAACAGAACGGCAGAGUCCUCCCCCCCCUCCCCCUCCCCCGCCGCUGGACCACCGGCCCCCAGCCCACUCUCAGACUCCGGUUACCACGGCGCCCCUGGUGGCGCCGGCUCGGCGGAGGACUCGGACCCGGGCGCUCAGGGCAUCCACCUCCUGCUGAGACCUCCAGACCUGCUGUCCCCCAGCCUCCCCCCUCCCCUCCCUCCACACCCCCAGCCCACCCUCACCCCGCCCCCCCCCUGGGAGCAGGGCCCCUCCCUGGAGGAGGCCUGGGGGUCCGGGGACUACCUGGAGACGCUGUCCUUCAUGGUUCCUGACGGCGAGGAGCUGGCGCUGGCCACGCCGCUGCCGUACGACCAGGACACCGCCGGGGGGGACUGGGUCUCCUACGACACUGCCUUCCCCGCCCGUCCCACCGUCCCCCUCUCCUCCCGCCUCCAACUGUCCCCCUCCUCGUCCUCUACUCCUGGUGUCCCACUGCACACCCGCCCCGCCCACGCCGACGUCUUCCCCACCUGGGACGAGGACUAUGACCUGGAGGACAUGAUGCCCCUGGAGCCCACCGAGCUGCUGCUGCCGGACAUGAACAGCAUGGAGUACUAUACCAACCUGCUGGCCCGGGAGAGGGACCGGGACAAGGACCAGGACCGGGGUAAAGACCAGGACCGGAUCAAGGACCGGACUGACUCCAAACCCCCCAUCAGUCCCACAGCGACCCAGUCCCACCGCCCCCCUUCGACCCCGUCCCCGAGCUCUGGCCCCCCUGAGGGAGGCGCCACGCCGCCCCUCACCCUCUCGCCGUCUCUCACUGGAGACCAGAAGCCGCCUCCUCCUCCUCCUCCUCCCAGCCCCACCAGGACCGCUCCUGCUCCAGAACCCCCUCCAGACCACGUGGCAACAACCGCGGGCAGACCGCCGCCUCCCCGCCCCCCUUCCAACGCCACCACGGGCCGGGUGCCGCCCCCUCCCCCGCUGGGACCGCCGACCCGCCCCGACAGGCCGGAGAGGCCUCCUCCGCCGGUCACGGACAAGCCGGUGAAGGCUCCGCCCCCCAGGACCACCGCCGCCGCCACAACGACCACGACGACCACGACGACCCAGAUCACCGCCAUCAGCCUGACCAGAGCGCCGCCGGUCACCACGCCCAAAGUGGCACAGGCUCCGCCCACCAGGCAGUACCUGUGCAACAUCACCAGGCCAGAGAUGUACCUGGUCAGAGUGGUCAGCUCCAAAGGUUCGUCAGCUGGUUUCACUCAAGUCAGAGAUUUACUGAAGAGAGAGUUCAACCGCUCAGUGGAGCUGCAGUUCCUGAGGACUCCUUCUAGUUUUGCGUUCCGUGUCGUGUCUGGUUCUCUGAUCUUCACCUCCAUGUCUGUGAUCAACGCGCUGCGCCGGGCGCCGCGUGGCUUCGGCCCGGUUCCCGUGGUAACGCCGCUCUACACCGUACCUGACCUGCGCUACCAGGUGCACAGCGUGCUGCAGUUCGUCCCCGCCCACGUGGACGUCCGGCUCUGUAACUUCAGCGAGCGGAUCGAGAGAGGGCUGCUGAUGGCGUACGGCGAGACGCGGAAACGCUCGCAUGAGGCGGGAAACGUCACCGUGCAGCUGUUGAACAUCACCAUGCCCGUGUCGCGGCUGCUGGCGACGGCGGCGGCGGCGGCGGGGAAGAAGGUUUCCGUGGACGUGACCUUUGCGGUGCGUGAGGGGGGGCGGGACUUCCUGCCGGGGUCAGAGGUCAGCGAGCACCUGAGGAGGCUCAGCCUGGUGGAGUUCAGCUUCUACCUGGGGUUCCCCGCCCUGCAGGUCGCAGAACCGUUCCACUACCCGGAGCUCAACACCUCCCACCACCUGCGCUCCACCUGGGUCCGCACAGUGCUGCUGGGGGUCCAGGACCAGCUGGUGUCUGAGAGGAGCUUUAAAGCUCGUCUGGAGAGACGUCUGGCUCUGCUGCUGGAGGAGGGACAGCAGACCACCAGCAGGAGGCGCCAGAGGAGAGCCACCGCCGUAGGAGACCACAGUCUACAGGUGGUGCGGGUUGCCAGGUUGGCGGGUCCGGAGCGCCCCCUGGAGGUGUUCUACUUCGUGGAGGGUCCCGGUGGAGAACGUGUUCCUGCUGAGCAGACGGCAGAGACCCUGAACCGCCUCGACCUGCAGAGAGCCGCCAUCGUCCUGGGACACCGCGUCCACAGACCCAUCGCCCAGCCGGUGGAGACCCUGUCUGUCCCCCCGGCGGAGACCCAGAGCAGCAGUGUGUGGCUGAUUGUGGGCGUGGUGGUGCCGGUGCUGCUGGCGCUCUUCAUCAUCAUCAUCCUCUACUGGAAGCUGUGCGGCUCGGAGAAGCUGGAGUUCCAGCCGGACGCCAUCAACACCAUCCAGCAGCGGCAGAAGCUUCAGGCUCCCAGCGUCAAAGGCUUCGACUUCGCCAAGCUCCACCUGGGCCAGCACAGCAAGGACGACAUCAUGGUGAUCCAGGAGCCUGGCCCGCUGCCCGCCCCCGUCAAAGAGGCCACGCCCUCCGACGGCGGCGACCUCAACACGCCCAAAUCCAAAGGGUCGUCCACCAAGGUGACGCGGUCCAGCCGCCGGCGGGGCAGGCUCAGCCCGUCAGACGGCGACUCGUUAGGAAGCGACCAAUCGAGCGGCAGAGAGUCAGCAGAAGAAAACACCCGCCCUGUGGCCACGCCCAGCGAGGGGAAACAGCACAGGAAGACGCCCAAAAAUGGGAGGAACAAGAUGGGCAGCGGACCAGACGAGCUUCUCUCCUCGUCCUCCAUCUUCGACCACGUCGACCGUCUGUCUCGCGGCUCGUCCGACGGCACGCGUCGCCAGGCCAACAAGGUGCAGCUGAUCGCCAUGCAGCCGCGCCCGAGCCCGCCGCCGCUGCACGCGCCGCCCCAGCUGAGCCCCACCCUCACCGAGAAGGUCAGCACAGAGGUGGCGCUGAGACACAAGUCGGAGAUCGAGCAUCACCGGAACAAACUCCGGCAGCGCGCCAAGAGGCGGGGCCAGUGUGAGUUUCCCUCCAUGGAUGACAUCAUGGACGCGUUUGGAGACGGGCCGGUGCAGAGCGAGGUGGCGCAGCGUCUCUACAGCUCCGCCCACGACCACAUGGACUGCAUCCUGCAGAGCGACGCCCACUCCCCGCCCACGCCCACCGACUCCCGCAGGAGAGGGAGGCGCUCUCCCCGGGGUCGGCGGGCUCAGCCAGGACCUGGAAGUCUUCCUGAUACAGACAGAGACCGUCUGCUCACCGACCACAGCGCCACCUACAGGAAGUACCCCGGCCUCAACAACGUGGCCUACAUGUCGGACCCCGACCUGCCCCCCGACCACGGCAGCCCCUCCCCCACCGACGAGGUGUUUGACUCCGCCCCGGCCCCGCCCCCCUACAUGCCCCCCCAGCCCUCCAUCGAGGAGGCGCGGCAGCAGAUGCACUCCCUUCUGGAUGACGCCUUCGCCCUGGUGUCGCCGUCCUCACAGGGCAGCGCCGGGGUGAGCGGGGUAAGCCCCGCCCUGCCUAGCCCCUCCCCCCAAACCCGCCCCCCAGGCAGGCAGUGGGGCUCGUACCCAGCUGCCCCCUCUCACAGCCCCUUCUCUGCUAGGUAUGCAGAGCUGGGGAUGUCCCCCACCUCGGUCCAGGGCCUGCUGCAGAGGCAGGGACUAAACUCAGGAGGGUAUGUUUCUACUGGAGACCAGCUUCAGGAGUCUGUUUACUCCAGCAGGGGACAGUAUGAGGACCCCCCCUCCUCAUCAAGACCACGACCUGUAGGGGGCAGCACAGGUGCACAGCUCCACCACUUGACCCAGGUGGGCUUGUCCAGUCAGAUCGGUGCGUACCCCGGGGUGGGUCGCAGCAUGUCCGGUCCAACCGGCUCCAGUUGGAACCAGCAGCACUCGGAUCAGGACCUGUCCAGACCAGGAGCCAGCAGAGAGAGUGUGCUGUCGUUCCCCGAGUUCUCGUCCUCCUCUGUUUUCCAGAUGCCCAGCUCCUCGUUGCGGGACCCGUCGGCGCCGCCUCUCCUCCUGACCUCACCGACCCCGGAGUACCCGCCAGAGGACGCCUCACCGUCCGCCCACACCUCCGCCUCCCUUAUAAAGGCUAUCAGGGAGGAGCUGCGACGACUGGCCCAGAAACAGGCUGCAGUCACCAGCUACCCUUAGACUGGCCUGGACCUGUUUGGAUCAGGACUCAACUGGUUUGUACCAUUUUAAACCACAAAGACUGGAUUAAAACCACAACCGAUCCACACGCUGGACGCUCUUGAGCUAAUGUACGUCUGUGCCACUAGACCCAAAAUGACUCUGGACCAUGAUCCAUGUCUGAAAAAAAAAAAAAAGACUGUGUCUCCUGACUUAAAGACCUCCGGUAAUUCACAGGGUCCCGUCUGUUUGUCCAUCAUUCUUCAGCUCAGAGUUUGACUCUUCAUGUUUCCAUUGAAGUGCUUCCUGGUAGAUCAUUCAAACAUCAUCCUUCCUGAACAUCUGAAGUGGGUCAUACUUUUUGAACUUCCGGAGUGGUUCGUCCUUCCGGAGCUUCCAGAGUGGAUGGUUGCUCUCGACCUUCUGGAGGGGAUGAUCCCACCUGGAGUUCAUUCUGGACUUCUGACGUAGAUCAUCCCUCCGGUCUCUCUGGAGUGGAUUGUCCUUCCACAGUGGAUGGUCGCUCUCAAA